Messenger RNA from Capsaspora owczarzaki ATCC 30864, 1494 nucleotides. Its product is annotated as serine/threonine kinase. Lineage: Eukaryota; Filasterea; Ministeriida; Capsasporidae. The transcript is spliced from 5 exons. The coding region runs from base 44 to 1147 and encodes 367 amino acids. Gene Ontology annotation, cellular component: cytoplasm. Gene Ontology annotation, molecular function: protein serine/threonine kinase activity; ATP binding. Gene Ontology annotation, biological process: intracellular signal transduction; regulation of MAPK cascade; protein phosphorylation. The record is from RefSeq and is a predicted model, not a curated record.
CCAUUUUGUAUUAUUAUCCGUUGAUUCAUAAUUCUACUUCACUAUGGCUGCCAAUCUCGUUCUCGACGAAGCUGCCCUCAAGAAGGCGCCUGAGGAAGUGUUUGACGUCCUCGAAAAGCUCGGCGAAGGCUCGUACGGCUCGGUCUUCAAGGCUCGCCACAAGGACACCCAGUCCAUCCUCGCCGUCAAGCAGGUGCCCCUUGAGAACGACCUCCAGGACAUUAUCAAGGAAAUCUCAAUGAUCAAGGAGUGCGACUCGCCCUUCAUUGUCAAGUACUAUGGCUCGUACUUUAAGGACACAGACCUCUGGAUUAUCAUGGAGUUUUGCGGCGCUGGCUCGGUUGCCGACGUCAUGCGUCUCCGCCGCAAGGUCCUCGAGGAGCCCGAGAUUGCCUGCAUUCUGCAGCACGCCCUCAAGGGUCUCUCGUACCUGCACAGCAAGCUCAAGAUCCACCGCGACAUCAAGGCUGGCAACAUUCUCCUCAACCACGAAGGCGUUGCCAAGCUCGCUGAUUUCGGCGUGGCUGGUCAAUUAAGCGAUGCGAUGGCCAAACGCAACACGGUCAUCGGCACCCCCUUCUGGAUGGCACCCGAAGUCAUCCAGGAGAUUGGCUACGAUGUCAAGGCUGACAUUUGGUCGCUCGGUAUUACUGCCAUCGAAAUGGCCGAGGGCCGACCCCCGUAUGCCGAAAUCCACCCGAUGCGCGCCAUCUUCAUGAUCCCCACCAAGCCCCCGCCGACCCUGUCCGAGAAGGACAAGUUCUCCGAGUCGUUCAACGACUUCCUUGCCAAGUGCCUCAAGAAGAACCCCGCAGAGCGACCAACGGCUGCCGAGCUGCUCGAGCACCCCUUCAUCAAAAACGCCCCGCCAAUUUCCGUCCUCAGCAAGGUCAUGACCGAGGCGCUCGCCCUGAUUGCCGAGAAGGGUCUCAACCCAGACGACGACGAAGACGCCUCUGGCGAAGCUGGCACUGUCAUCCCCGGCACCACCAAGUCGUACGUCGACGCCGCUACCCUUGUUGAUAGCGGAACGAUGGUCACUGGCGACUCCGGCACGAUGGUCAUGGGCGAGGACGGCACCAUGAAGCUUUCCUCCGAUGGAACGUACAAGCCCCAGUUCCUCUCGCGCUUUGGCAAGAAAGCUUAAGGCUCUUGACUUGGAUCAACUCAAAAAGAGCCUCGAGUCACUCGACCCUGCAAUGGAACAAGAAAUUAGCGAGAUUAAGGAUAGAUACGAGGGCAAGCGACGACCCAUUUUGAUGGCCAUCGAUGCAAAAAAGGCUCGAGAGAUGCAGGCCUCUUAAUGUUCUCUACUCCCUCUAUCAAGUUAGUUUCUUUUUGCUAGUGCCUGUGUUCUGUGUUGUGACUGCGUGUGGUUUGUCAGUUUUGCGUCUUUGUCUUUGCGUCUUGCGAAACAAAAAAAAAAAAAAGUUCAUCUCCUUGCUCUUGUGUAGUCCUCUUCCUCUUCCUUUACAAAUAUAUUUUUUUGUUUUU